Arctia plantaginis is the source of this 579-nucleotide messenger RNA. The record is from the annotation of a GenBank genome assembly. Lineage: Eukaryota; Metazoa; Arthropoda; Insecta; Lepidoptera; Erebidae.
AUGGGCUUAGUAGUUAUGGUCGAACCUAUAACAGUUAUAUCAACCUGUCUGUGUAUCACUGUUGUCUAUAUUACUCGUAAACGCUUCUGGGGACUGGGACCCGCAUGCUAUGUUCCAGUUGCAGUAAUUAUAGGUAGGCAUGGGGAGGAAGCAAUCGCCACUCAACUGGGGCAAGAUUACUUGUGUUUACAGACAUCGAGAAAGGACAACUUUGAAAUUAUACACAUUAAAGAAGAUAUAUACAACAUUAUUGGUCAAAAGAAUGACAUUGAGGUGCUUCUAGUAUCAAGAACGAGCUCACCGAUUGAGUAUACCAUGACUGAGCUUGAUAGUGACGAUGAAGGGUUUGAUGACGGUCUUGUACAGCUCACAAAAGAUAAUCCUCGCCUUAUGAAGCUAUUAGUAGAAGAUAAGUAUUUUAAUGAAAAGGUGCGGCAAUUAGGCCCACUGUUACUAGAAACUUUAAUUGAAGGAAUCGAAGCAAAGACUACUGAAGAAGUAUUAAUAAUAAAACGAGUGAUCGAUUGUCUGUAUGACAAAAAUACUACACCUAGCUUAAACAAGGAAUUAAACUUGUAA